Molecule: messenger RNA, 574 nt
Organism: Oncorhynchus kisutch (coho salmon)
Lineage: Eukaryota; Metazoa; Chordata; Actinopteri; Salmoniformes; Salmonidae
Product: CD97 antigen-like
Exons: 5
Biological process (GO): cell surface receptor signaling pathway; adenylate cyclase-activating G protein-coupled receptor signaling pathway
Cellular component (GO): plasma membrane
Molecular function (GO): G protein-coupled receptor activity
Source: RefSeq, a predicted model, not a curated record
UAUGAAGCUCUGUGAUUGUUCUUACUGUAGACCUCUGUACCUGCAUGCUGUGGGAUAUGGACUGCCACUGACUAUAGUCAUCAUCUCUGCUGUCACCUACCCAGAUGGAUACGGUACCACACAACACUGUUGGUUGUCUCUGGAGAGAGGAUUCAUCUGGAGUUUCUUCGGCCCAGUAUGCACCAUCAUCUUCCUUAACGCUUUCAUCUUCAUCAUCACUGUCUGGAGGCUGGCCCAGAAGUUCUCUAGUCUCAACCCUGACCUCUCCAACCUACACAAGAUCAGGUGUUCACAGUGAACAGCAGUAGCCCAGCUGUGUGUGUUGGGUACUAUGUGGAUAUUUGGAGUGUUCCAGUUCCAAGAGGAGGGGACAGUGGUCAUGACAUAUCUCUUCACUAUCCUCAACUCUCUACAGGGAGCACUGCUGUUCAUCAUGCACUGCCUACUGAACAAAACGGUGAGAGAGGAGUAUUGCAAGCUGCUUGUCCUGUAUCUGCACACCACAGAAAGAAGAGAAUACUCAGAUUUCAGCACUAACAACCCUUCUUCAGCCAAUCCCAGGCCUGGUCAGUAG